Paramuricea clavata is the source of this 867-nucleotide messenger RNA. The record is from the annotation of a GenBank genome assembly. Lineage: Eukaryota; Metazoa; Cnidaria; Anthozoa; Malacalcyonacea; Plexauridae.
AUGACAGCAAAUGCUUUCGGUAUAGCUGUCUGUACAGUUUCUGGUGUUGUAGUUGAGGUUUCCAAUGUGAUUUCAAAAGUACUUGGGCCGAAGUAUUUGCACUUACCUGUAGAUGAGAAUGAAAUGAGGAAAAAGGUCUGUGAGUUCGAGACAAAAUUUGGCAUUGUACAGGCCUUUGGAUGCAUAGAUGGAACACAUGUUCCUAUCCUUCGACCACUAAAGGAUCCACAAGAUUACUUUUGCUACAAAAUGUUCUAUUCAUUAAAUGUACAGGCUGUGUGUGAUUAUAGAGGCAUAUUUAUGGAUGUUGAAUGCAGGUGGCCAGGAAGUGUGCAUGAUGCAAAAGUUUUUGCAAAUUCCUCUAUUAAUCAGAAAUUAGUUUCUGGCCAAAUUCCAAUGAUACAACUGUCUGUUUUCCCAGGCUCAGAAAAAAUACCAAACUAUGUAAUUGGGGACCCUGCAUACCCAUUGACUCCAUUCUGCAUGAAGGAAUAUGCCACAUGUGCUUCAAAUGAAGAAGUAAUUUUUAAUACUCUUCUAAGAGCAGCUAGGAAUCCAAUAGAAUGUGCUUUUGGUCGACUGAAAGCAAGGUGGUCAGUUCUUACAAAAAAAGUUGACUUAAAGAUUGAAUCAAUUCCAGUUGUUGUAUAUGCAUGUUGUGUCUUGCACAAUUAUUGCGAAAUUAACAAAUCUUAUGUUGAUGAAGAUCUUCUUAAAUGCCAAAUGGAUUUGUAUAAAAAAAAUGAAGAUCAAAACCGACACCUUGUUGACCCAGUGUACUCAGGUGAUCGUAGUGAAGGUGGUGUGGUUCGCAAAACAAUAACAAACUACAUUCGGGAUAAUUUACCUGAUCAUCUGGUACUCUAA